Thamnophis elegans (Western terrestrial garter snake) is the source of this 5771-nucleotide messenger RNA. It is a transcript of the gene BAHD1, whose product is annotated as bromo adjacent homology domain containing 1. Lineage: Eukaryota; Metazoa; Chordata; Lepidosauria; Squamata; Natricidae. The record is from RefSeq and is a predicted model, not a curated record. Gene Ontology annotation, molecular function: chromatin binding.
GCGCUGGCUUCAACGGGCGGCCCCCGGGAAGUUUCUGCCAGGAUCCGGUCGGUGCUGGUCCCUGGGCCGCCGUGGACGGAGUGUGUCGAGGUCUUAACGCGUGGAGCCCUCCAGCUCCGGGGGGCGCCCCCGCCGUCUCCUGGCUCUGCCUCAUGUCGGUCCGCCUCUCCUCGUGUCAUGGGGUGGACAUUGAUCCUAUGACGCAUGCCCGUAAGAAACAGCUCUUGCUUCUGAAAUACUCAGCUGCUGGCCAAGCUUUGUCACCGAUUGACGGUGAGAGAAUGGAUAGGACUGAGGUGGAGGGCAGCAAGCAAGGAAAUGGUACUGAAGGGCAGAAAGUCCAGACUAGACUUGCCAGUACGACUAAAAGCAGGAAUUUGCAAGAACUCCGAAAGACAUAUCCCUUAAGGAAACGGCUCAGCUCCUCUGUGGACAAAAAAACCUGCUCCGUGCUACUUACUAGACUAGAGGAUGUAGCUGGAUCACUGUCAGAGGAGACUCCAAGGGUGGUGAAAAGAGGUCUUGCCAGUUGCAUAGAUGACUUCAGACCUUCCUGCCUUCCAGAGCAAGUUCAAGUAGCAGGAGCAGGGAAACAGGACUGUUCUAUAGGCAAAUGCCAGCUAUCAUGCCUUGGGACUGAGGAGGAAGGGCAUAAUGUCUGCCUCUCGGAGCCCAGAAAACGGAGACUAGCCUCCUUGAAUGCUGAGGCAGUGAACAACCUGCUCUUUGAACGGAAUGACAACUUGUUAUCUGGCAGGCGUUUUCGAAAAGAUUCCCCGCAGAUUAGUGGGAUUUGUUGCACUAAUAGCAUAUGUUGCAAAGCUCAGGGCUCAUGGCCCUUGACAGAAAAACGAGGCACUAAAACAGCGAAGGGAAAGAACCAAACUAAAUCAAGUCAGAAGUGUGCUCCUUAUAACCAGUCCCCGGGUGGUGACUUUGAAGGGAAAAGACGGGAGGAGAAAGGAAUUCCUUACCAUCCUGCCCCAAAGAGAUUGGCCAGUCUGAAUGCUGCAGCUUUUCUGAAACUGACUCAUGAGAAAGACCAACCAUUAAAGCCCAGAAGUAAAUCAACUGGAGAAAGCAAGAUGGAAGGACACAGUUCCAAAUCAAAACUCAAGUGGGCCAAAGCCAAUGGAAAAAAUUGUGUUAAAUCCAAAAAGGAAAUAUCCUCUGUCAAAAUAGAGGGUCAACGCAGCUGGCAAGGUGUCUCUGAGGGUGCAUUUAGACAAGCAGCUCAUCAGGACUCUCCUAGAAUCUAUGGCAAAACGGAAUCUAUAAGUUACACACCAUCACCUAACUCUUCUGAAGGCACAGAGGGUUUCUUCCACAGACUGCCUUUGCUAAUGGGUGGGCAAGCUUCCAUGAAGCCUGAAUAUGGAAGACCUGGAGAGAAAUCUCCUACCCCCAAGCAGGAAUUUCAUCAGCCUUCCUUCCCAGUACCUCAGUUCCAUCCUUUGCCUGUUCCAGGCAAUCAUCCAGAUUGUGGCUGUCUCUUUGAAUCGUCUGACUUGAAUGCAUUUUAUGUUUAUUAUGGCCAAAGUGGAUAUAAUAGUUACAGUCAUUGCUCGAUGUACCCGAAGGAUGAGUUGUCGCAAGCAACGGGUUGUGAGGCACUUUUGGUAUCUCCUGGUUCCUUGCCGUCUGACCCCUCCUUUCAGCCAUUUCAUUGGUGUAGCUCUCCAUAUUGUUGUGGAGAGGGACCAGCAAUUAACAGCUUCAGCCUUUGUGGAGUUAUGCAUGUACCAGAAAGCAGAAUUGGUAGUGGGCAUACAGGGCGGAAUGGCUACCCUUAUAAGAUGCCUUUUGCAGCAGAUAGCUGCAAGUCCCUGGACCAGCUGAGCCUCACAAUCCCAGUGGCAGGACAUCCCGUUUCACCUGCCCAUCCUCUCUCAGGAUGUCCAGUACCCAGUGUGCCACCAGCUGCAGAACCUGUUCCUCACUUACAAACGCCAAACUCAGAGCCCCAGACUAUGGCCCGUGAAUGCCCACAGAGCUCCAAACCACCCAGCGGCUCUAAAUCUGGCCUCCGGAAUACCACUAGCUGCUUGCACGUAUCUGACAGCAAAACAGUCGGAAGUCACCUGCAUCCAAAGCAGCAACGCAUCAACCGGAGGAGAGCCACAAAUGGUUGGAUACCCAUUGGAGCGGCAUCUGAGAAGGCUGUCUAUGUGGUGAAUGAGCCAGAACCAGCUGUUCGUAAGAGCUACCAGGCCGUGGAAAGAGAUGGAGAAAUCAUUCGGGUUCGGGAUACAGUCCUUUUGAAAUCAGGGCCACGGAAGAAAUCAAUGCCUUAUGUGGCUAAGAUAUCUGCCCUGUGGGAAGACCCCAAAACAGGGGAAUUGAUGAUGAGCCUCCUGUGGUAUUAUAGACCAGAGCACACUCAGGGAGGCCGUAAUUCUAGCAUGCAUCAGAAUGAGAUCUUUGCAUCCCGACACCAGGACGAGAACAGUGUGGCCUGCAUAGAGGAGAAGUGCUAUGUUUUGACCUUUGCAGAGUACUGCAGAUUUUGUGCCUUGGCAAAGCGUCGCGUGGAAGGGAUUCCAGGCAAGAAAACGGUGAUGGUUCCUCCUUCUGAAGAGUAUUCCACCCCUGCCCAUCGCAAGGUGCCAGAGGACACUGAUCCAGAGUUGGUUUUUCUCUGCCGUCACGUCUAUGAUUUCAGGCAUGGACGCAUCUUGAAGAAUCCACAGUAACACCACUGUGGCGUUAAGUGAGCAACGAUAGCAGGCCAUUAGGCAGGCUAAGCUCUUUGUCCGUGUAGGGGCCUCCUUCGGCGGAGUGCUGCCCACAGGCACUACAUAACAACCCCGAAGCACUCAGUCCUCUACAUCUGGGAGCAGACUUCCUGUUAAGGCAGAUCUUCAAAGCACAGCACUUCAUAUAAAAAGCAUAAGUGGAAAUAUAUAUCUAUAAAGAAAUGUGUGUCUGUAUAUAGAUAUAGGUGCUUGCUUCUGUAAAUCUAUAUCUAUAUAUCUGUACAAUGAGCUUCAUAUACUGGAGGGAGGGGGGAAGGGAGGAUAAAGUGGAUAAAAGCCAGUAAACUGACUCUAGAGCCAAUCUUGUUGGGGAUGAGUAGAACAUACUGAAGGAAAACUUCAGUGUAGAAGUGAAUCAAACUAUAAGAAGGUUCCUGGUGUCAUGUCCGUCUAAAAAGAAGAAGGACAUACAUUCUUCUGUUAGUAUAAUACUAAAAAUGGAGAUGAGACCUUGUUUGGGAGCCAUCAAUAUACUGAAAAUCCUUCACAUAUUCUGCAUACAUACUACUUGAGAAGGACUACACUCAAGUAUUGUGCAUUGCAAUUUGUCAAAUCGUUGCUUUAAAGCAGAAAGUGGGAAAGAUGUAAUAGAUCACCUCACACCAUUAUGAAAAGCUGCAUAUCCUUCUAAGAUUGAAGCUCUAAGCCAUUGGCUUAGCAUAACUUACAUUGACAUCUAUAGGACCUAUUUCCGAAUAAAUGCCAUAAAAAUCAGGAUAUCGGGAAACAGGCCCAGCCUUAAAGAUCAUGCUUAUUGGGCACAGCAAUGGUGGGGUGAGAAGGUGGCACUUGAAAAGUUCUCAAGAGUUUGAGACAUAAAUAACAGCUGCUACAAUACUGAUCUCUUCUCUCCACAAACUUAGAGAGGCCUGCCUAUUUUGGGCAGAGGUAAUUAUAUAUAUUUUUUUCCCUUCCACAUCCCAUUUCUUUACUCCAUGUACAGUCCUCAUAGAACCUGGAUUGCACACUCAUCUAACUUGGGAGGGCUAGAAGCCAGAGUUAAGAAACGCUAGCAUAGUGCAUAGUGCUUGAGUGUCAGUCUUUGAAACAGGCAUUGUAACCCAACUGAGUCUGUUUUUGGCCUGUCUACCUCUCUUCUCUCCCAUCCACCCCCGAAUAUCUUAACACUGACAUAUGAACAUGCCGUGAUGGUAAGACUCUGGCUUCCAAAAGGGACUGGCCAAUGAGAGGUUUGCAUUUUGAGAAACUGCUUCUUGAUUCUCACAAGAUAUUUCUGCCUCUUGCCUUACAUGUAUAGCUCUUAGAAUACUUUAGUUUAGCUUUAACACAAGCUGUUUCAGUUAAUUCUAAAGCAAACCAAAGGACAGCAUAAGAAGAGUCCACCCAAUCAGUCAACACCCAGCUGGGAUUCCAUUUGUAGAUUGCACUAAUUUGAAAAGGAGAAUCAACACUGUAUUAGUCCGUGUACCUGCUGACAGCCAGAGUUGCUCACCUGAACUAGGGACCUAUGUAGUUGCUUCCCCCCCACACACACACCUUUUGUAAGGGGUGAGGGAGAUUUAAUUAGUGUUCAGUUAUUAUCAAAGCUUUCUACGGCUUUAAUAUUGUUAUCUUUUCAAGUAGAGUUAGCACUAUAUCUUCUGACCCUCAGGCUAGAAGCAAGAGUUUGGCCACCAGUGCUCUAUAUCUGUUCUGGAGAAAGUAGCCCUACCAUAUUCAGCUUUUUGUGCUUUGACACAAAUGGUACCUGCAGACUUGCUCUACAUACCAAAGAAGGGAAAUGAUGGGGGGAAAACUGUGAAAAAAAAGUCUAACCAAUGGUGGAUAGCAGAGAUCAGGUGAUGAUUGCAUUCCAUCCGGAAUGGGUAUAUUCCUGCUUGGAGGAGGAAUCUUCCACCCUAAGGCUGAGCAUGAAUUUUCCAAGCUUGCUAGUGUCCGAGUAGUGGCUUCCUUUGAUCAAAACCACUGCUUGGGCACAUAGAAGGGAUUUUGGCUAUCUAGGCUACAAAGCAUAUCUUGUGGCAGCACAGGUAUGCAACUGAAGAUUCCGUACAACUUUUCUUCAUGCAGGGGAAAGCAACCCCUGAGGAGGAACUGUUUAGAUAGAAGGGGUAAGCAUUAGGGGUUGGGGCAGUAUUAUAUGCUCUGCAGCCAUGGCCUGUUCUUCCAUUUGCCAAGUCAAGGAGGGAAAGAUAGAGAUGAAGGGACAGUUCUUCAAUGAUCUGGGUUGGAGUGUAUAUGAAGAGUUGGCUAGUCUGAUCUAUGCGAAUCAGAUUCGGAUUCUUUUCUUUCUUUCUUAACUAGAAAUGGGAGAGAAACUAGUGCCAGAGAGCCUCUUCCCGAAAAGAUAUUUUAGAAUUCAUGGUGUGGUGGCUGGAAUCCUCAGCAUGGUGACUUGAGACCCAGAUUUAGGGCAGUCUUCCUGCCCUCAUGGAAAGAAGAUGAAAUUUAGCUUCAGAAACAGAGCAAGUUCGUAAAGUCCUGAUUUCUGUUGCUACUUCCUCCCUCCUCCUUUCUCUGGCUUCUCCAGGCAGGAAAGCAACAGUAGUCUAAAAACAAAUAAAAUGAAAUAAAAAUAGUUACCUACCCAAUUCUGAAAUAGGGUUGGAGCCCCUUUUCUGGAGAACAGAAACCCAAAACCUUCCCUGCUUCUGAUAAUUGUCAGAAUCUACUUCAGGCCAAGAAUAUUGUUUUAAAGAUUUGUGUAGUUGUUUUAUGCUGUUUGCAGACAGCAUGUAAAUGAUUUGAAAUGUCUUAUCUUCAAUGAAAAUAUUUCAUGCUUUUUAAUCUAUUAGAUAUGGAAAUAUUUUUGAAACUGAAAAUGCAGUCAGUAGAAUUUAAAUUGAAAUGUAAUACAUGUAAAAUAUAUUUUAGUUGAUAAUUUUGUAAAAUGCACUUUUUUGUGUCUCUUCCCUUGUUUCCCAGAUCUGUAUUUCAGUGUUUACAGAUGGAAUGAGAACAUUCCCUAUACUCUCCUUCUGUGAAAAAGAUAUAUUAGAAGUAAUUCUUAAAAAUAAAUUGAGAAAUUGUAUUGACUUAGAAAACAAAACUAAA